AAUCGGCUCGCAGGUGUGAGUUAGUGUGCAGCACCGUCCGCCAUUUUUGUUUGUCGCCAACAACACUACGGUUGUUGUAGUAGUAGUAGUAGUCGUCAUUACUACUUUGUUAUUUUUUAAAUUAUUGUUAGCCCGCGUUUCUUAUUUUUAAUAUAGUGCAUUAGGGGCAAAGGCUUGAUUGAGCAAGGUGUUUGAGAGCCACGAACAGAGACUGUAACACGAACAUUGAGGUUGAAGAAGCUGAAGACGGUGUUGAUCUGGAAAUUUUUGCCUCAGCAUUUUGAUGGUGUGGACGUGUGGCACCGAACGGAGAUAAGCGUCUCGACAGGUUUCGAAUAUGGACAGUAUGUUAGAAAAUCUUGCCAAAACUGAGUUCAUCAGUAUCUGCGUCCAAAACCCAAAGCGCCAGAAAAAGGACGGCUGGCACGCCCAUGUGGACUAUGAAAUCAUUUUAAACACGAAUAGCAUGUGUUUUCGCAAGAAGACUUCACGUGUGCGGCGGCGUUACAGCGAGUUUGUGUGGCUGCGACAUUGUCUGGAACAAAACGCCAUCAUCAUAGAAGUGCCCAAGUUGCCCCCUUGGAAUCCUUUCUUCAACCUGAGGAACCCACAGCAAGUCAGCCAGAGGAUGACGGGCCUGCAGGAGUUUUUAGAAAUUGCUCUUCACACACCGUUGUUGCUGUCCGACAGUCGGCUCCAUCUGUUCCUCCAGUCCGACCUCAGCGUCGCCAAGAUGGAAAGGUGUGCUAUUGGCAAGAGCAGGUACACGGUGGCCGAGGCCAUUCAGCGCUGCGGCGGCGACUGCGUCAGUCGAUUGGAGGACAAGGCCUCAUUUGACUCUGACUAUGAGAGCAGCUCCUUUUCGUCAUCGGGCUUGGGCUUAAGUGUGGACAGCACCAGUCUCAGAAGUCCCCUUCCCUUCCUCGGGUCACCCGGCUCCUGCACUUGUCAUUCAGUCGCCCAUAAAGCAGCUCAGUGACGCCUGAGGCGCUGCAUUUAUUCCCUUAUUAACCUCCAGAACAUUUUCCUUAUUGUAUGCUCUUUUAAAAAAUUAUGUCUGUAUAUUGUUUUUUCCUUUCUUUGAGUAAUACCUGUUAUUUCAUCGAAUGUGUACUUGGAAAAGAACAAUUCAUGUUUUUUUAAAGAAAUGUACAGUAAACCUAUGUUUAUAAUCUUAACUGUUUAUAUUUUUAUCUGCACUGAAGCUGAGGUUAGUUCGGUAUGUUUUCAAUUGUAUUUUUUUUUUAAAGAAACAUUUAUCAGGAGAACACUUUUAUGAUCUGUUAAAGGAUGAAUAAACUCUUUUUUUGAAGAAAA
Molecule: messenger RNA, 1317 nt
Organism: Nerophis lumbriciformis (worm pipefish)
Lineage: Eukaryota; Metazoa; Chordata; Actinopteri; Syngnathiformes; Syngnathidae
Source: RefSeq, a predicted model, not a curated record